AAUCAAGAAUGAGCAACUCAAACACAAAAUCUUAAUCAACAACAAUCACAAUUCAAAAAUACAAUCAUGACACAAAAUACAACGAUCCCAUAAUUCGUUGUUCAUUUCCCUACUUAUAUAAUUCCAAUCAUAAUCUUCGUACAAAUUAAACGUGUUAAUGGAGUAAUGGACCCCUAUUCAAAAAAAUUCACCACAAAAAAUUCACAAAAUUCCAAUCCCAAAAUAAUCAACAAACAAAACCUCCACUAAAACUUCCCGCUUGUGGCAAAGACACCUCCUCUAUUACUCUUUAGCCAAUCACAACUCUCCAUAAUCUCAACUCUCAUCUAUCUCCUCCUACGUGGCAUCCUUUUGACCACCCUUUUUUUUAUUUUCCUUUUUUUUUUUAAAUUAAAAAAUAUUGUCUUCUUCUUCGAUUUUCCGAACUUCUUCUCCCUGCAAAACUCUGCUCUCAACCUCUACUUCUCUUUCUCUCUCAUCAAACUCCAUGAAAAUCGACAUUGAAGCUUGAUUCUAGAACCGUCACUUUCUCUCUCUACUGUAAAUUAAUGGCGCUUUCUCUCUCCUUGACUUCUCAUUCUGUAUUCGAGCUUAGUUCGUUUAAUCAGCAUACAUUUCGCAGAAUUAAACUUUAUUCUUCGUCUUCUAGAAUUUGCAGUUCGCGGAACCCUAGAUUUCGGCUAAUUCGAGCUGUGAGGGAGAAUACGGUUCCGUCAACGGAGGAGAGAGAAAUUCCGGUGAUUAAUGGAGUGGAUAGCUUGAAAUUGAACGGAAACGGAAAUGGUUCGAUUGAGAGUUACUUGAGUGGUAAUGGUGGAGUGAAGGGGAGUGAGAAUGGUGCUGUUAAUGGAGGAUUGGUCAAGUUUGUUGAUGGUGAUAGUAUGGCGGCGGUGAAGAGUGUGGUGGAGGAAGAUUCUGGUGCUAAGGUGGAAGAAGUAGUGGCGGAGAAGAUGAUGGCAAAAGCGGCACCGGAGAAGAAGACGAUGAAGCCGGAGAAGCAGACGAUAGAGGAUAUCGGACAAGAGGAAGCUUGGUUUAAGCAAGGCGGUCGAGAUCAAUUAGAGGUUUCUGUUGCGCCUGGAGGCCGCUGGAGCAGAUUCAAAACAUAUUCAACGAUACAAAGGACAUUGGAAAUUUGGGGAUUUGUUCUGACAUUUGUCUUUAGAGUUUGGUUGAGCAAUCAGAAGUUCUCUUAUAAAGGAGGGAUGACCGAAGAGAAGAAAAGGCUGAAGCGGAUGACUCUUGCUAAAUGGUUGAAGGAAAAUAUUUUGAGGCUGGGUCCAACAUUUAUCAAAAUUGGGCAGCAGUUCUCCACAAGAGUGGAUAUACUUGCUCAAGAAUACGUUGAUCAGCUUUCAGAACUUCAGGAUCAAGUUCCUCCUUUUCCAUCAGAGACAGCUGUAUCUAUUGUUGAAGAGGAGCUUGGAGGUCCCCUAAGUGAUACCUUUGAGCGCUUUGAUUAUGAGCCCAUAGCAGCAGCAAGUCUUGGUCAGGUCCAUCGAGCCAGACUUAAAGGACAGGACGUAGUUGUUAAAGUGCAGCGGCCUGGGCUCAAGGAUCUCUUUGAUAUUGAUCUCAAAAAUCUAAGGGUAAUUGCUGAAUAUCUUCAGAAGCUUGACCCAAAAUCGGAUGGUGCGAAGAGAGACUGGGUGGCAAUUUAUGACGAGUGUGCUAGUGUAUUGUACCAGGAAAUUGACUACACCAAGGAAGCAGCAAAUGCAGAACUGUUUGCUAGCAAUUUCAAAAACAUGAGUUAUGUCAAGGUUCCUUCAAUUUACUGGGAAUACACUACCCCGCAGAUCUUAACCAUGGAGUAUGUCCCGGGGAUCAAGAUAAAUAGAAUUCAAGCUUUAGAUCAGUUGGGAGUUGAUCGCAAAAGGUUAGGUCGGUAUGCUGUUGAAUCUUAUCUGGAACAAAUACUUUCUCAUGGCUUUUUCCAUGCUGAUCCACACCCUGGAAAUAUUGCUGUUGAUGAUGUGAAUGGUGGAAGGCUGAUAUUUUAUGACUUUGGAAUGAUGGGAAGUAUCAGUUCAAACAUUAGAGAGGGCUUGCUCGAGGCAUUUUAUGGAGUCUAUGAGAAGGACCCAGACAAGGUUCUUCAAUCUAUGAUUCAAAUGGGCGUUCUAGUACCUACUGGAGAUAUGACUGCUGUGAGACGAACGGCGAAAUUCUUCCUUGAUAGUUUCGAGGAACGUUUGGCGGCUCAAAGAAAAGAGAAGGAAAUGGCAGCAGCGGAACUUGGAUUCAAAAAGCCAUUAACCAAGGAGGAAAAACUUCAAAAGAAAAAGCAAAGGCUAGCUGCAAUUGGGGAAGAUUUGUUGUCAAUUUCUGCAGACCAACCUUUCAGAUUUCCUGCUACAUUCACGUUUGUUGUUCGAGCAUUCUCUGUUUUAGAUGGAAUUGGGAAAGGGCUUGACCCUCGAUUUGAUAUUACUGAGAUAGCCAAACCCUAUGCUCUAGAACUGCUCAAAUUUCGUGAAGCUGGUGUUGAAGUUGUUGUGAAGGAUUUCCGAAAGAGAUGGGACCGGCAAUCUCAAGCAUUCUACAACUUGUUUAGGCAGGCAGAUAGAGUUGAGAAGCUUGCUGAAAUUAUUGAACGACUGGAAAAGGGAGACCUGAAGCUUCGUGUUCGAGCUCUGGAGUCUGAGAGAUCUUUCCAGCGUGUAGCAGCUGUUCAGAAGACAAUAGGAAGUGCUGUAGUUGCUGGAACCUUGGUGAAUCUAGCCACAAUUUUGUAUCUCCACUCAAUUCGAGUGCCCGCCAUUGCUGCUUAUACUGCGUGUGCACUUUUCGGCCUUCAAGCUUUAUUUGGUGUUCUUAAGGUCAAAAAAUUGGACCAAAGAGAGAGACUGAUUACUGGAACUGCUUGAACAAUGGGUUGUGGUUAUGCACAUAUACACAGACCCAUGAACGAAACCAUAUUUAACCACAUCAUGGGUUCCAUUUGGCCUUUAUGGCCUAAUCAGCCUUCUGAAUAGCAAAGCUGCUGUCAAGGCUGCUGAUUCUACAAUAUAAGACACUUUUUUAAUGGAGUUACUGUGUGCUUUAAAUUAAAACUUCUCGACUGAUUCAUAAAGACACAGAUCGAACAUGCUUACUCUCCAACUACAGCAUUGCGCCAUUUUGUCAGGUAUAUAGCAAAGCAGGUCAUCAAAUACAUUGUCAGAUUGAUCUCUGAAGGAACAUCCAAGUCCAGCUUUGAAGGAUGGUUCUGGUAAAUUUUAAUCUAAACUUUGAAGCAUUUGUAAAAGUAAAAAAUAAAGGCUUGUAGUUUCAUUUACAUCAUGCUUGCGUUCCCACAAGCCCUACCAGGUUAGUUAGACCAGAAAUUUUUGUCCUUUUAGUGGUCAAAGUAUAUAAUGUAUAAAUUGAUAUUGUGAAAUUAUGUACCAGUACUAGCUAUGUACACUAACUGUAAAGUAGAGAGGGUACUUCAUUCUUGAGUUCGCGGCACAUGAUAUACUGUAAUAUACCAAUGUUGUAUGAGUUUGGCUUGCAGAACUCCUGCUGUUGUUCAUAUAGCUACUGCACGCCAUUGGGCGGAUAAUCUUGCAAUUAAAUACGAAUAUAAUUGAGGUUGGAAUA
Chenopodium quinoa (quinoa) is the source of this 3585-nucleotide messenger RNA. RefSeq lists its product as uncharacterized. Lineage: Eukaryota; Viridiplantae; Streptophyta; Magnoliopsida; Caryophyllales; Amaranthaceae. The transcript is spliced from 21 exons. Gene Ontology annotation, biological process: regulation of response to reactive oxygen species. Bases 549 to 2870 code for a protein of 773 amino acids. The record is from RefSeq and is a predicted model, not a curated record.